CUUUUUUCUUUCAUUUUUUAUUAAUAAAUACAAGGCACUAAAAUGGAACAGACAGUCCUCAGAAUAACAUGCGUCUUGGUGAUUAUCUGUCUCUUGGAUAAAAGGGUAGACUCCAAUGAAAUCUUGGGCCUGAAGCUCCCCAACAUCGACCCAAUCCUGAAUGCCAACACGGUGUGUCUCACACUGCCGGGUUUGACACGGCGCCAGCUGGAGGUGUGCAUGCGCAAUCCGGACGUGACGGCUUCAGCAAUCCAGGGAAUCCAGAUUGCCAUCCACGAGUGCCAGCACCAGUUUAGAGGGCACCGGUGGAACUGCUCCAGCCUGGAGACUAGGAACAAAAUACCCUACGACAGCAUAGUCUUUAAAAGAGGUUUCAGAGAGAGUGCCUUUGCGUAUGCGAUCGCCGCAGCCGGAGUGGUGCACGCAGUGGCCAACGCCUGCUCUAUGGGCAAGCUGAAGGCGUGCAGCUGCGAUGAGAAGCGGCGUGGAGACGAGGAAGCCUUCCGCAUCAAACUGCACCGUUUGCAACUGGAGGCCAUCCACCGGGGGAAGGGUAUGGUGCAUGGCGUCAUGGAGCACUUCCCCGCCGACCUGCCGGGACCCCAGGACUCCUGGGAGUGGGGCGGCUGCAGCCCCGAUGUGGAAUUCGGAGAGAAGUUCUCGAGGGACUUCUUGGAUGCCCGUGAAACCUACAAAGACAUCCAUGCCCGUAUGAGACUGCAUAAUAAUAGAGUUGGGAGACAGGUGGUGCUCGACCACAUGAGAAGGAAAUGCAAGUGCCACGGGACGUCGGGGAGCUGCCAGCUGAAGACCUGCUGGCAGGUCACCCCAGAGUUCCGGGUGGUGGGCUCAAUCCUCAAAGAGCGCUUCCACAUCGCCACGCUUAUCAAAGCCCACAACCGAAACACGGGACAGCUCGAGCAUCGGCGGCGGCCAAGCAUCAACGAGCUGGUCUACUUUGAAAAGUCGCCAGAUUUCUGCGAGCGGGACCUGGGGUCGGACUCGGCGGGCACGCAGGGUCGGAUCUGCAACAAGACCAGCCCCGGCAUGGACAACUGUGAGAGUCUGUGCUGCGGGAGAGGCCACAACAUCCUGCAGCAGACGCGGAGCGAACGCUGCAACUGCAAGUUUCAUUGGUGCUGCUAUGUGGUGUGCGAAGAGUGCAGGAUAACAGAGUGGGUCAGUGUCUGUAAAUGAAGAAACACACACUAAAAGACUGUAUACAAUAAAGAAAAUAAAGAAAAAGAGACUUUAAAAUGAGACCAUUGAUUUGAAAGGGGAAAUGACUGUAAUAUAUGUGCCCCCAUACCUUUUUGCGUUGGACUGCUGUUUUCCAGAAGAGCGAGGACGAGGAG
Messenger RNA from Centropristis striata (black sea bass), 1355 nucleotides. RefSeq names its product wingless-type MMTV integration site family, member 10a (gene wnt10a). The record is from RefSeq and is a predicted model, not a curated record. Gene Ontology annotation, biological process: canonical Wnt signaling pathway; cell fate commitment; multicellular organism development. Gene Ontology annotation, cellular component: extracellular region. Gene Ontology annotation, molecular function: cytokine activity; frizzled binding. NCBI's taxonomy places the organism in Eukaryota, Metazoa, Chordata, Actinopteri, Perciformes, Serranidae. The coding region runs from base 43 to 1197 and encodes 384 amino acids. The transcript has 5 exons.